Parnassius mnemosyne (clouded apollo) is the source of this 5284-nucleotide messenger RNA. NCBI's taxonomy places the organism in Eukaryota, Metazoa, Arthropoda, Insecta, Lepidoptera, Papilionidae. The record is from the annotation of a GenBank genome assembly.
ACAGUUGCACAUGCGCCAUUAAGCGAGCUUCUUUCCCUCCAGCGCACCUCCUUGACUCAGCUCAGUAACUCGGUUCAGUUCAGUCAGUCUAUCCGCUCAGCUAUCCGAUGUGUCGCGUCGACGCGUAUGGACGUAUUGUGAUUUCGCGCCACUAUGAUUUCUUCCAUACGGUUACAUACGAGAUUACAUUCCUUUAAGCUUUGAAAUGUAACUGUUAUUUUUAAUUGUGCCUAAAAUUACAACAGUUUGAUUCAGUUUACUGUGUGCGAGAUACCUGUGUUGUGAUAUUGAUUGUUCUCUUUUUUAACGGUUACACGAUGCAAACGGUUCUGAAUUUUAAUUCCAUAUUAAAAGUGUAUGAUUUUGUAUUUCUUAAAUAAUGUUGACAGUAUUACUAGUGUUUUCUAUUCUACUUUUCCAUUCGGGUGACUGCUCCAGCUUGCUAUGCGGUCGCACGAAGGAGGUGGAGGUCGGAGGCGGCGUGAGCGCGGGAGCGGCUCUAGCGCUGUCUCUCGUCCGGCCUCCUUCCUCAGCUGGUUCUAGUACUCCAUGUCAGCUCCGUUUGUCGGCGCCAGAAGCGGCUGCAUUUACUGUUAGACUUAUUGACGUUAAGGAAUCUGUGGUAGAUUGGGAGCGCGGGUUGACGGACUUAAGGGUGACGCCGACGCCAGCGAGUGGGCCGAGCCGGAAAUGGAGCGGCCGGACGCCCGAACACGCGCAGGACACCGCUACAGACGGCGCCGCGCCUGUAACGAACGCCACAGAUGCCUGCAAAAUGCUAAUUUACAUCGGCGACGCCAAAAAUCCAAUAUGGCGACUGUCGCUCUGCGGCGGGAACGCAGCGCAGGUCGCGGCUAAGGCGGGCACCAAACUAUUGCCGCCGAAGAUCAGGAUCGUUUGGAAUCCACCCACCACGCCCUACCAGCACACCGAAAAACUGCGUCUUGUGGUCACUGCUGUUAACAGUGGCUCAAUAUGCAACAACGAAUCUCAAUUCAUCUGCGGCGUAACCAGCCUCUGCAUUUCAUCGUAUUUGGUCUGCGACGGGGUCCGCCACUGCCCUGGAGGCGAAGACGAGGACUCGAACGCGUGUUCCCAUAGACGCGACCCGCCGUUCCUCGAGCUACUGCGCAGAUUCGCUGCUAGAAACCAAGAACUUCUGGGUCUGGAUCAGCCCGAUGGCAUGACGAAACCUUCGGUUAUAAGCGAUUUGAAAUUUGCAGUGAAGAUCAGCGAGCACGAACAGAAGACGAACGCUUUCAUGGAAUUCGCUGCGGCGCUGAAACCGUACGGGCCUUGGAGCUACCUGGUGGUGGGCAUGCUCGUCUGUGCCACUAUACUCAUGUUCUGUCUGGCCUGGGAAUGCUGCUGCAAACGUUCCAAGCCGUCAGACACACCUGUUAACAUUCCGGCAUCUUGCAUCGACCUGUCACCAACUGUCACAGUGACAGCAGCGUCUCAGCAGAUGUUCACGGCUUCACUUCCUGCCACUCCUCCUGAAUAUGAGCCUCCUCCCUCUUAUUCCUCUCUCUUCCCACGUGCCUUCAAAUCCUCACCAACUCCAGUGCCACACUGCUCUCACCAAGAGCCACCAGAUUGAAGAGAUUCCUUUGAUUAUAUAUUUAACUAGAUAGUCCUCCUUUUCUAAUAUCGCACGUUGUGGACACCCGAUAUUUCAAUCUUUUGCUAAAACUAUUUCCAUACGAAUUUUAUUUCGUAAAGCGGCGACGAAAAUCGUAAUUAGCUUAUGACUAAGCGUUAUUAAUCAAAUAACGUUUGCUAAUUGCUAUAUACUAGUAUAUGCUAAUUGACAAUAAUUGCAUUAAACUCUUGACGGUUCAUUGACAAAAAGAAUUACUGCUCAGGCAGACAAACGGUGAUAAAUGUAAUAAAAAAAGGUUUUCGCCACAUUAGACUUAAUGAAGGUAAAUUUUAAUAUAAACACAAACCAACCAAAAAAAAAAUUAAACGAUGUAAUACCUUUUCAUUUUAAACUGCAGAGUAUAAAAGGUAAAUUAACAGCCUCAAUACGUUCACCAGCUUACCAUUACUGAGAAUGAGAAUAUUAUAGAGGAUUUAGUUCGCCGCGCUUCUUUAAUUUUGACGGUGACGGACCUUACAUGUCUUUGAAUUAUUUUAUCUCUCAGACAUGCAAAUUCCCUGGCGAAGGUUUUCUUGACUUAAAAUUGUAGUCAACGACAGUUUUGGCGACGGGGUCAAACUUUAGUUGCCCACAGAUAAUGUUUACGGCGAGCGCGUGCCUUCUGAGCUACCACGGUUGUGUGUACAGUGCAGUAUUUGGUAUUAAAUUGUUACUCGCAAUGGUGAUGCUACAUCAUCAGUCUACGAUCCUUGUUUUUAGAUGGAUUUUCUUAUAUCAGUCGACAGAGUCGUUUGUCUAUCAGUAGAGCGCCCCGUUUCAGAUGCUUUUGGCAUUUGGAGAAAAGAGGUAGCAUGUUCCCUGUGACUCAAUCAUGUAGUAAAGACAUUAAAUAAUAUAAAUUUUAUACUAAAGUACUAUUUUUAGGGGUUGGUUCUAUCAAAUAAAGCCAUUAAACACGUCGUUUAAUUGUCGCUUAAACUAAUUUAAAUCGAUUUUCGUUGAAUCGAUUUUUCUUUAGUUCCGAUAAAAACUUCGUAUAUCUGAACCGAAUAACAUUCUGCAUAAUUAAAUACAUAUAGUAUUUCAAAUAUAUCGCCGGUGUAUCGGUGAAACUAUAAAAAAUAUAUAGAUAUUCAAAAAUAAAAUCUUUAUAUAUAAAAAUUACGUGUCACAUUGUUUGUCCGCGAUGAACUCCUAAACUACUGAACUGAUUUCAAUGAAAUUUUGCACACUUAGUCCAACUUUAGUUUAGUCCAACUUGAGAGAUAGGAUAGUUUUUAUCCCGAUAAGUGAACAUCAUCUUUUUUAUUGCUAAUUUCAGGAGUUUUUUUAGAAAAUCAAAUGGUCGUCGGAAAGGGCAGAACAACGUCUGCCUGGUCAACUAGUAUAUUAUACAAUUUUUGUGUCCGUGUGUAUGUGACUGAACUCCUCCUAAACUGCUUGACCGAUUUUGAUAGAAUUUUGUAUCUGUGAUUAAACUGAUUAGAGAAAGGUUUAUAUUCAUAAUUGGACCCAGUAGAUGGCGUUGUUGUCUAGAUCCAUAAAUCAACCGUGCGAAGCCGGUGCGAAUCGCUAGUAUAUGUGUAAAAUAUAGUGAUGAGAUAAAAUAAAAGCAUCUUGACACUACUAUUAUAUUAAUGUACGGUAUUGAAUUAUUAUCUUUGAUCUGAAUACAGAUCAAAGAGUAUUAACAAUGCUUUAAUGUUUCAUAAAUACAGAAAUCAAACGAGUAUGUAAUAGUUUCCGCAUCAAGUUAUAACAUUUAACUAGAGCGAACGACGAGCCUUUUUCGAGUUAUGUAUUUAGUUAUAAAGAGUUGUUCCUCAUUCAUAUUUGUUGCUUAUCGAUAAACAUUAUCGGUCUUAUUUAUAAUCGUUUAUUAUCAAUUACUUAUAACUUAAAUAUUGUACCUUGCUGUCUCUUUCUAUUGACAUAUUAUAGUAAUGGGAGCGCAAACAACUUUAAGUAUAUCUUUUGAUGACAUCGAUUUUUAUAAGUAAGACCGUUUAUUCAUUGCAUUACAUGUAUAAUUCGUUUAAGGUUACUAAAGAAAAAUAAACAUUUUAUGAACAAAGUAGCGACGUUAUAAAAAUUAUAUUUUAUACUCAUUCCCUUUGUGAGAAAUUGUUGUUAGUUUAUCUGAAUGUUCCUUUCUAUGCAUUACAUUUAUUAGAUAAUAUUUUAAAAUACUCUGAAAAUUCUAUAGUUGUAGUACCCUAGUGCCAAGGUUUUACAUAUAAUAUUGAACGUUAAAAUCGGGAUAAUACAUUGAACCACAGAAAAAUUUUCUUUGUCAAAAGUGGACCAUAGAUCAAAAUAGCUGUAAGCCAAAGUGUCCCAUUUUAUUAAUUGUUUUUUGACAAACAUGAGGAUUUAUUAUUUAAUUUAAAAAAAUGAUUUCUGGUCCACUUUUUAUACCACAACGUGCGUUGUAUAUAUUUCUGUAUGGGGCCAUAGAUAAUAAGUACAACUUUGUCACACUUUUCGAAUAGGAUGAUGUGUGCGAAUAGUUUGGGGACCAAGGUUUUUAUUAGUGAAUGAAUAUUUUACUAUACGUCUGAAAAUUGUGCCUUAGUUUUAGUGUAGUUGUCUAUUUUAUCUCAUAACAAAUAAAAACUAUAGACGUGUUUUAACAGGGCCAGAUAGUCUAAAUGUCUAAAUGUUACCGUUUAUAUAAGGUAUUCGUUCAAAUAUGGGUGGACCUACCUACCCACCUACCUAUCUACCUGUAGUUGCUACAACAAAUCUUAAACGUUAGGUACAAGCGAGCAAGUAGUCGCCUUAAUUAUUUAUCUUACAAAAAAAAAUGAUAAAUAUAUGUGCUACCAAAGAAUAUUGCCUUGCUAAACUAUCGAAAAAGAGCUUUUUGCGAAAUGACGGGUUGCAGCUUUGUUGUAGUGUUUGAAAAAGAAAAAAGAAUAUAAAAAUUCAUUUUUGGUAACUUUAAAACAAAAUUACUUUUAAUGGGUUCAAAGUUUCUAAAGAUGUAAAAGAGCGGUCACAUUUAUUGUAGUAUUGAAAGUAGUAACUAUAAUUUUCUGAUGUGAAAAAAUAUUAAACAGCAUAAUAUAAGGUUAUAUCUAGAAAGAAUUAUUUUUCAAGACCCUAUAAUAGUAAAUUAUAAGUUCAUAUUUAGGUACUGUAUCAUUUGAAACCUUGUAAACGAAUUUGUGUUUAUAUUAUUUUUUAGGCAUUAAGAAAUAGUGUGAGGAUAACUGGCCUUCCUGAACAUGUUAUGUGAUAAGAAAAUAUGUAUGUUAUUAGAUAUUCUUUGUAACUCCAAUACGAAAUGCUUCUGAGUCUUGAAAAUGUGUUAUUCAGUUAAAAAGGGGUAUGAUUUUAGAGUUGCUGGAACUUUAUAUAAAAUAUUACGUAACUAGUUAAAAUUAUUAAUUAUUUUUAAUUCCAAAUUAUGUGGAUACAUUUUAUGAAAUAUGUAUUUGUGACACUAAAAUUACACCCUGUUAUAAAAGAUUUUACUAGUCUUCUUAGAAACUUAAUGUUUUAUAUUUUUAGGUAUUGUUUUUCUGUAUGUUUUAAAUUAAAGUUCUUCUGUAAGUAUAGUAUUUACAUUUCAUCAAGGAUAGAUCUGCAAACAAAAUGUAACUGAAACAUGAUCAUGUACAUGAAAGUGAUAUGUAUUAUAAAAAACCAUGAAUAUAAACAUGAUAUCUAUUUAUU